Knipowitschia caucasica is the source of this 1848-nucleotide messenger RNA. Lineage: Eukaryota; Metazoa; Chordata; Actinopteri; Gobiiformes; Gobiidae. The record is from the annotation of a GenBank genome assembly.
AUGUCUCACUUCCUCCUGCAUGUCUCACUUCCUCCUGCACGUCUCACUUCCUCCUUCACGUCUCACUUCCUCCUGCGUGUCUCACUCUCUCCUUCGUGUCUCACUUCCUCCUGUGUGUCUCACUUCCUCUUGCAUGUCUCACUUCCUCCUGCACGUCUCACUUCCUCCUGCACGUCUCACUUCCUCCUGUACGUCUCACUUCCUCCUGCACGUCUCACUUCCUCCUUCACGUCUCACUUCCUCCUGCAUGUCUCACUUCCUCCUGCACGUCUCACGUCCUCCUGCACGUCUCCUCACUUCCUCCUGCACGUCUCACUUCCUCCAGCAUGUAUCACUUCCUCCUGCACGUCUCACUUCCUCCAGCAUGUAUCACUUCCUCCUGCACGUCUCACUUCCUCCUGCACGUCUCACUUCCUCCUGCAUGUCUCACUUCCUCCUGCAUGUCUCACUUCCUCCUGCACGUCUCACGUCCUCCUGCACGUCUCACUUCCUCCUGCACGUCUCACUUCCUCCAGCAUGUAUCACUUCCUCCUGCACGCCUCACUUCCUCCUGCACGUCUCACUUCCUCCUGCACGUCUCACUUCCUCCUGCACGUCUCACUUCCUCUUGCACGCCUCACUUCCUCCUGCACGCCUCACUUAUUCCUGCACGUCUCACUUCCUCCUGCAUGUCUCACUUCCUCCUGCACGCCUCACUUCCUCCUCCUGCACGUCUCACUUCCUCCUGCACGUCUCACUUCCUCCUGCACGUCUCACUUCCUCCAGCACGUCUCACCUCCUCCUGCACGUCUCACUUCCUCCUGCACGUCUCACUUCCUCCUGCGCGUCUCACGUCCUCCUGCACGUCUCACUUCCUCCUGCACGUCUCACUUCCUCCAGCAUGUAUCACUUCCUCCUGCACGCCUCACUUCCUCCUGCACGUCUCACUUCCUCCUGCACGUCUCACUUCCUCCUGCACUCACGUCUCACUUCCUCUUGCACGUCUCACUUCCUCCUGCACGCCUCACUUCCUCCUGCACGCCUCACUUAUUCCUGCACGCCUCACUUCCUCCUGCAUGUCUCACUUCCUCCUGCACGUCUCACUUCCUCCUUCACGUCUCACUUCCUCCUGCAUGUCUCACUUCCUCCUGCAUGUCUCACUUCCUCCUGCACGUCUCACUUCCUCCUGCAUGCCUCACUUCCUCCUGCACGUCUCACUUCCUCCUGCUCGUCUCACUUCCUCCUGCACGCCUCACUUCCUCCUGCACGCCUCACUUAUUCCUGCACCGCCUCACUUCCUCCUGCAUGUCUCACUUCCUCCUGCACGUCUCACUUCCUCCUUCACGUCUCACUUCCUCCUGCAUGUCUCACUUCCUCCUGCAUGUCUCACUUCCUCCUGCACGUCUCACUUCCUCCUGCAUGCCUCACUUCCUCCUGCACGUCUCACUUCCUCCUGCUCGUCUCACUUCCUCCUGCACGCCUCACUUCCUCCUGCACGCCUCACUUCCUCCUGCAUGCCUCACUUCCUCCUGCACGCCUCACUUCCUCCUGCACGUCUCACUUCCUCCUGCACGCCUCACUUCCUCCUGCACGUCUCACUUCCUCCUGCACGUCUCACUUCCUCCAGCAUGUAUCACUUCCUCCUGCUCGUCUCACUUCCUCCUGCACGCCUCACUUCCUCCUGCACGUCUCACUUCCUCCUGCACGUCUCACUUCCUCCAGCAUGUAUCACUUCCUCCUGCAGACACAGGGAACAAACACUCCAAAUGCAUGUUAAGUGGUGCUCUAAAUCAUCCCGGGCGUCUGGCUCCGCGGCUGCGCAGACAAAGUAAUGUAUUCAUAAGUGAGGUGUGUGUCGACAGCUGCUGA